UUUUAUCUUUUUUGUCAAGUAAUUGGACCCUUUUUCUUGUUCCUUUUAUCUUUGGUUAAUGGUUGGUGUCAAAACAGGUAACGUACUUUUGCAGAGAAAGAAGAGACCAAACCAUGAGUCGCAGGAAUGGAAGCAGUCCAAAGCUUGACUUGAAGCUGAACCUAUCUCCACCAAGGGUUGAUCGGAGACUAGAGUCUCCGACCCGAUCGGCGACGGUGUCACCGACAUCGCCGCCGAGCUCUUGUGUGUCAACUGAGCUCAACCAAGAAGAAGAUGAUGACAACAACAACAACAAUAACCUGAGAUACUCUAACAGCCCUGAAGCCACUUCCAUGGUGUUAGUAGGGUGUCCUCGUUGUCUUAUGUAUGUGAUGCUUUCUGAGGAUGAUCCAAAGUGCCCCAAAUGCAAAAGCACCGUUUUGCUUGAUUUUCUUCAUGACAACAAUAACCCCACCACAAGGAAGAGUUAAAGAGUAAUUGGGUUACCCCUGUUGCAAGUUCAGCAUUCUCUGCUGCUACUAGCACAUGUUAGCUUUUAACCUAGGAAUUCCUUUUGAAUAUCUUUCUUUUCAUUUUGUUGUUUUCUUUUGCUACCCUUUUCUAUGAAUAGUGCUAUGUGCGCUCCACUUCUUACCUUUCUUUCCUCAACUUAGUGAGGAAAUCACAAUUUUCAUAUAUAUUUUUGGUCAAAGCAAGGGAUAUGAAGCAGGGAGUGAGAGAUAGAGUGGAGCGUGAAUAGCACUGUUCUUGUUAUAUAUAGAAAGAAAUUUACUGAGGAAUUUGAGAAUGCUAGGGGAUGUAUGUGACUCUACCUGGGAGAUGAGACUGGUUUAAAAGUUUUCUGCUUUUUUGGCAGCAACAAUGUAAUAGGACUUAAACCUCAGGUACCCUUGUGGUUUGGUUAUUGAAAUUUUAGCUGAAAUCAACCUAGUUUUUCU
Gastrolobium bilobum is the source of this 938-nucleotide messenger RNA. RefSeq names its product protein GL2-INTERACTING REPRESSOR 1-like. The transcript has a single exon. The coding region runs from base 114 to 470 and encodes 118 amino acids. Lineage: Eukaryota; Viridiplantae; Streptophyta; Magnoliopsida; Fabales; Fabaceae. The record is from RefSeq and is a predicted model, not a curated record.